This is a messenger RNA of Python bivittatus (Burmese python), 1807 nucleotides long. The record is from RefSeq and is a predicted model, not a curated record. NCBI's taxonomy places the organism in Eukaryota, Metazoa, Chordata, Lepidosauria, Squamata, Pythonidae.
AUGCGGUUCAAAGGGAGUAAGCCAGCGUUCCCAAAGAAGGAAUCCCCAGUGCAGCUGGAAAACAGUUUCAGAACAAAUGGCAUCCAGGAAGACCAAGAAGAUCAGGAUCUAUUUGCAGACGCCACUGUUGAAUUGACCCUGGAUAGCACCCAGAACCACCAAAAGAAGGAGACAACAACUGUGUUCAGUCCUGUCCCUUCUGUAGAAAAAUCAGCACAUUCCUCUUCUAAGCAGCAGUCAAAAACCUAUGAGGAGCUGGAAGAGGAAGAGCAGGAAGACAAAUUUGAACUUUCAGUGGGAGUGAGCGAUCCAGAGAAAAUUGGAGACGGAAUGAAUGCAUAUGUUGCUUACAAGGUGUCCACCCAGACCACUCUGCCGAUGUUCAGGAACCAGCAGUUCUCCGUGAAGAGGCGAUUCAGUGACUUUUUGGGCUUAUACGAGAAGCUUUUGGAGAAACACACACAAAAUGGAAUCAUUGUUCCUCCUCCUCCCGAGAAGAGCUUAAUAGGAAUGACCAAAGUAAAAGUUGGAAAAGAAGACUCCUCCUCCACAGAAUUCUUAGAGAAACGAAGAGCUGCCUUAGAAAGGUUUAUUCAAAGAACCGUAAGCCACCCAACCAUGCUGCAGGACCCAGAUGUCCGGGAAUUCUUGGAAAAAGACGAGCUGCCGCGUGCCGUUGGCACCCAAGCCUUGAGUGGAGCUGGCCUCCUGAAGAUGUUCACCAGAGCCACCGAUGCAGUCAGCAAAAUGACCAUCAAGAUGAACGAAUCAGACAUUUGGUUUGAAGAGAAGCUUCAGGAGGUGGAAUGUGAGGAACAGCGCCUGCGGAAGCUACAUGCAAUUGUAGAAAUGCUGGUCAAUCACAGAAAAGAGCUGUCGCUGAACACAGGUCAGUUCGCCAAGAGUCUGGCCAUGUUGGGAAGCUCAGAGGACAACACUGCCUUGUCCCGGGCGCUCUCCCAGCUGGCCGAGGUGGAGGAGAAGAUUGAGCAGCUACACCAGGAGCAGGCCAACGGCGACUUCUUUCUCCUGGCUGAACUCCUGAGUGACUACAUUCGCCUUCUAGCUGUUGUAAGGGGUGCCUUUGACCAGCGAAUGAAGGCUUGGCAGCGUUGGCAAGACGCUCAGGUCACGCUGCAGAAGAAACGGGAAACUGAAGCAAGACUUCUGUGGGCCAACAAACCCGAAAAACUUCAGCAAGCCAAAGAGGAGAUCUCAGAGUGGGAAUCUCGUGUGACACAGUACGAGCGUGACUUUGAACGGAUAUCUGCUGUUCUCCGCAAAGAGGUCUUACGGUUUGAGAAAGAAAAAACAAAAGAUUUCCGGACACACGUGACCAAAUACCUGGAGUCAUUGCUACAUUCACAACAGCAGCUGGUGAAGUAUUGGGAGGGGUUCCUCCCUGAAGCAAAGGCCAUCUCUUAAACAGGCUGGGUAAACAUUUACUCCUGGAUUGGACUGCCUUGAUCACGGAAUACCUCUUGGCCUUGGCUCCUGCAGAUCUGAUACUCCUUUGCUGAAGGAGCGGUUUCCCCAGCUAGUAACUCUUCUAACUGUAUAUUAUUUUUUUCCAUUUAGAUUCAUAUAUAAAUAUAUAUAUAUACACACACACACAUGCACACACAUAUAUUUUCCUAUUGAAAAGAGACUAGUUUCCUGCUUACAGGGUGACUCGCCAUACAUAGCGGAGCGGAGGCAGGAAUUAACACACGUUCUUUGGACUUCGAUGUUGAACCCAUGGAUGUUUUCGGUGACUCCUGUGGUGCAACGACAGCAAUGAAAUAAAAGUUAAAAUCAGGGCUUGGUA